Messenger RNA from Linum tenue, 1057 nucleotides. Lineage: Eukaryota; Viridiplantae; Streptophyta; Magnoliopsida; Malpighiales; Linaceae. The record is from the annotation of a GenBank genome assembly.
AAGCCGUCGUUCUUACCCAAAAAAAAAAGUCGUCGAUUCAUAGAGAGAAAGAAAGAGUGUAGCGAUUCUAGCCAACCAUGACUGAGUAUGCACAAGAGCAGGAGAUGGAAAUUGAAGCAUUGGAAGCUAUAGUUAUGGACGAGUUCAAAGAAAUCCAUUCCUCUGAGAGUGGUUUAAAUACCUCAUCUCGCUGUUUCCAGAUAACGAUCACUCCACAGGAUGAUGACAUAGACCAGUCAACAACUACCCCAGUUCAGCUAGGCCUAAUUUUCGCCCACACAGAAAAAUAUCCAGAUGAACCGCCACUUUUGAAUGUGACAAGCAUAAAAGGUGUACAGCCAAGUGAUCUUAAGAAGUUAAAAGAAAAGCUUGUACAAGAGGCAUAUGAAAAUCUAGGUAUGGCAAUGAUCUACACACUGGUUUCGUCAGCUAAAGAUUGGCUGUCUGAUUUAUAUGGUCAAGAUGAUGAGAAUGAUGAUACUGAGGACCUUGAGGCAAUCAAAGAUGAUGUAAUUAUACCACAUGGAGAACCAGUCACCGUUGAGACUUUCAUUGCAUGGAGAGAGAGAUUUGAAGCAGAGUUGGCAAUUGAGCGAGCAAAGUUGAUGCCAGAGUCUGUACUAUCCGCUCCGAAAGAGAAUAAGCUUACAGGCAGACAAUGGUUUGAAAGUGGUAAAGGGGUAUGUAGAGGUGCAGCACCUGUCAAUGAAAGGUCCGAGGAGGAAGAUGAAGAAGAUAUCGACUUUGAUGACGACGAUUUUGAUGACGAAGAAGAAGACAUGCUGGAGCACUAUCUGGCCGAGAAAUCCAACUCAUAAUCUCAUCAUUCUUCUUCAAGGAGAGCCAACUAGAUGAACUUAUUAAUGAUGUGUUGUAAUCUAGGCUGUGUUUUAUCAAAACAUAAUGUGAGACUAUAACUUUGCUGCUAAUUUUGAAUUGGAGUGGCGGAUGUGGAUUGGAACCUCUUUCUGCUUUGCAUAUUCGAAGAAUGCGAGAACCGCGAGAGCAGACAGGACAAUUUUGUGAAACUGAAUUUGCAGGUAGACUUUUGUUUCAA